Messenger RNA from Astrephomene gubernaculifera, 1172 nucleotides. NCBI's taxonomy places the organism in Eukaryota, Viridiplantae, Chlorophyta, Chlorophyceae, Chlamydomonadales, Astrephomenaceae. The record is from the annotation of a GenBank genome assembly.
CCUGCACGAAGGAAACCUUGAGCAACUCCUGGCACCCACCUGCCACCAGCCUGAAACGGCCGGCUGCUGCGAUGAUAGCGCAAGGAUUCAUUCCAUUACGGCAUGGAGCCAGGCUGUGGAGGGUGACUCGGGGGCUGCGCCUGCCAUGCUGAUGGCGGUGCUGGGCAACCCCUCCUUGCAGGCAAAGCGGUCACAUGCAUCAGGCCCUCCCGUUUCGCCGCGUGGGCGACCGGGCGGUGUGGGCUCCUUGCUCGCAUACAGCUCCAUCGGAGGCUGCGAGAACUGCCUGCCGUUCAGCACAGCGGCAGAGCACAUCACCGCUGCUGCUGUGGACCGCUCCUCACGCACCCUCUACACGGGCCACGGCGACGGCAGCAUCAUGGCGUGCUCGCACGCUCGGCCGGGCAUGCCGCCCGAGACAUUUGCAUGCACUAAUGCUGCCGUCACCGCUGUAUGCGUGGAGGCCACCGGGAAGCUCUGGAUCGGGGACAGCAAAGGACGGAUCAUCUCGUACCAGGUCGAGCCGUUUGCCGCGGAGGUGCUGCAGCCGUUUGAGGAGGCUGGCGGUGGCAGCACGGGCGCAGGGUAUGGUACGCAUGCAGAGAUGAAAGCCUUCGGCUGCGGAGGCGGGCUGGCCUGUGGGCUGAGAUCCGCCGAUCGUAGCAAGGCUGGCGCCAUGGGCGGCCAGCAGGCCGUGGUAGCCAUUAUUUCCUAUCAGGGCUUUAUCAUGGGAUCCAGCGACGGGGGCAGCCUGUGCCUCAUCAGCUCCUCCGACCAGCGGGUCCGUGCGGUCACCACAAACACAGACUACGGCUACAUGACGGCCCUGGCGGUGCUGCCAUGGCCUGCCGGAGCGCAGACAAACGCACAUGGCACGGCGUCUGCCGUACAGCAGGGGGCGCUGCCUGACAAUAAGGCACCUGCGAAAGCAGGGAACGGCGCUGCCGGACGUGAACCCGAGACUGCAGGUUGCGCGAGUGCGAACGGCGCUACUGCGCCUCCGUGUAGCUUCAACGCCGUCAGUCUAGACGCCAGCAGCAUGCAGCGGAUAUCGCAGGAGGAGCAGCAGAGCAGGAGUGGCAAGCAGGAUUGGCAUGAGCAGGAGGCUACGGAACAGGAGGUAGCGGCCCAUGCAGGGGGCGGGCUAGCCGCUGUGGGCCGGCGGGAUGACC